UGACGUGACGUUGUACAGGAACAUGGCGCUUUGGAGGAGAGGUGUUUUCAUGAUAGUGAGGACUACUGAUUAAAAACUCGGUACCUGUGUUCACUUUAGUGACAUCUGGAUGCUUCCACCAAACAUGGCAGGUCGUGAAAGGUGAUUGCUGUUUCUGGCUCCAUGGACAACGGAACGCUUCGCGUCGCGGCUGUGUUUGCUGUCGUCAGCUGAAACUGUUAGCCUUCAUGCUAACCGAACCAGUUAACUGGCGAGUAGCAAGUAGCUAACCCAGCCAGAAAUAUGCGCGUCAAUAUAGUCUACGCUGACGUUAAACUCAGUAUCAAUGGUUAAAACACUUAAUACAGUGACAUAUCUGCCAGUUAUUUGGACGAAGAUUUUAUUUGGCUAACAUUUUAAGCCAGCCAGGAAGAUGGAGAGGCACCGUGGGUCUGUGUUGCUGGUCGGUGGGAUUUUCCUGUCGGCAUUUUGGGACUCUGAAGCUGCUCCUCUUCUAUAUGUUUUCAAAUCAGGUGAGACAAUCCACGGCGACGUUUCGUCUGUGUCUCUUUACCUGUCCCUGGUGGUGUCGUUGAUGGUGCUGGUGGCCUUGGUUGUGUUGGUGCUGAACUGUGUGACCUGCUGCAAAGAAAGGGAGAUCAACUUCAAGGAAUUCGAAGACCACUUUGAUGACGAGAUCGACUUCACUCCUCCAGCAGAGGACACGCCCUCUAUCCAUCCUCCAGCCGAGGUGUACACACUCGAUGUGUCCCCCGUGCCGCUGCCUGGACCCCCGCACCUCCAACCUCUUGCCAGCAUUACAGAGGCAGCCACUGGCUUCAAAGUUGGGCGUCACAGUUUGAGUUACAUCCAAGAGAUUGGCCAUGGAUGGUUUGGUCAGGUUAUUCUGAGUGAAAUUUACACCGACCCAGGAGGAACCAGAGUGGUGGUGAAGGAGCUAAAAGCUAAUGCAAGUGCCAAAGAAGGGAAUGACUUUCUGCAGCAGCAAGGGGAUCCAUACAGGGUGUUGCAGCAUCCAAACCUCCUCCAGUGCCUCGGUCAGUGUGUUGAGGCUAUCCCCUUCCUGCUUGUUUUUGAGUACUCUGAAAUGGGGGAUUUGCGGAGUUUUCUGUCUCAGCAGGACUGGACGUUCAGAAACACCGAGUUGCUGCAGCUGCAGAGGAUAGCCUGUGAAAUUGCUGCUGGCGUCACACAUCUUCACAAGCACAACUUCCUGCACAGUGAUCUGGCUCUGAGGAACUGCUACCUGACUGCAGAUCUUACAGUCAAAGUGGGUGAUUAUGGUGUCGGACCCUACAGAUACAAAGAGGAUUACAUCAUCACAGAGGAUGACGUGUUUGCGCCCCUGCGGUGGCUGGCUCCUGAGCUGGUGGGGGAGCGUCAUGGGGGUGUCGUCACUUUGGAGCAGACCAAGCCUGGCAAUGUGUGGGCCUUAGGGGUCACCUUAUGGGAGCUGCUUGAGAAUGCGACUCAGCCGUACCCGCAUCUGUCUGACAGGGAGGUCCUGAACCAUGUCAUCAAGGAGCAACAAGUCAAACUGUUUAAGCCACAGCUAGAGCUUCCUUAUUCUGACAGAUGGUAUGAGGUCUUGCAGUUUUGUUGGCUGUCUCCAGAAAGGAGAGCCACAGCAGAGGAAGUACAUCGUUUGCUCAUCUAUCUUCGCAUGCAAGGCCAGAAGGACGUAGAGGAAGACUUUGAGCAACGUUGGGAUGCACUCAAGCCCAGCACGUCCACACGGCAGACUGUUAGCCACUCCUCUUUCCCAAUCUUGGAGCAGUUUGCCGACGAUGCCCUGAGACAGGAGCUAGAUGAAGUUCUAACCGUCACAGAAACGAGCAAAGGUCUCAGCUUCGAGUAUGUUUGGGAGGCGGCCAAGCACGACCACUACGACGGCAGCCACGGAGGCUCAGGUUUGGACACAACACUCAACUACCACAGCAUGUUCUUUCCUGCUUCCAGGGAGGACAUCCAGGCUCAUUUCCCAGAUCCUUCAGCCAGGGCAGGAGGAGCAGAAAGCAGGAACACUCCUUCAGGAAUUCCUGGCAUCGUACCUGUGUUUGAUGCGCAACAGUCAUCCAAUGGAAAUGAAUAUUACAUCCAGUUAGAGGAACAAGGUGAGAGUGCUGUUGGCGAGGAGGGAAAUGACCUGGGCUUUUCAACAAAUCAUAAAGAUUUUAUAGUUCUUCAAGACGCCCGUCUGGAUGAGUCUAGCACCGAUGCUGACUUUUUCCACCAAAGCAUUGACUCAAAGGACUCGUAUCUACCUGACAGCCACGUCUGGUCAUCUCUUGAAAACGACAGUCCUUACCACACCAACAUUUUCACUGAGGAUGGAUCAAAACACGAGGACUCGCCACUGUGGAGGCAGAAUUUUCUGGAGCUUCCAGAGCGCAGCGGGAACCCUUUCCAUGAAGGCAGCUCAGAGGUCCAAGAAAUAAAUUCAAGUCACAGCUUUGGGGGUUCUUUUUUAGAGGUGCCCCCUCACCUGUCCAUUUCAUUGGAAGGGGAAGGAGGGAACGCAGAUGAAAAAAGGCUUUUCAGUACUGACAAACUGGCUGAUAAUUUUGUGUUUCUGAGAGAACAGAACCUAAUGAAAGACUUCACCAGCUUCCCCAGUUCCCAGCAGAACUUUCUCUUACCCGGCGUCGUCCAUGAGCCAGAGGAAUCCUUCAAAAUGAGUUCUUGGAACAACCUCGAGAAUUUAGGCAGCUUAAACGCACCAGAUACAUAUUUUAAACCCGCAGCGAGUAGCACAUUCUCCACACACGAACUUUUAGACUCUCAAAGUAUCAGCUUGGAGCAGAUGCACCAGUCUCUGGUAGGAAAUGAAACUCUGGUGCCUUCCAUUACCGUGGUCACAGACGACGACACGAACGACCAGCUGCCAGUUAGAAAUGGCUCUUUCACCAAACGCCUCGAUCUGCGGAAGUCUUCAGACAGGUGUGCAGACUCUGGUUUGGAUUCUACUUCAGACAGGUUUGGGCCCAUCGUUACAUUCUCUGACAGUGCCAUUACAGACUCGUUGUGCACAGAUGCCAAAAUUUCCAGCCUUGAAAUUGACCUUGAAGCCUCAAAGGCCACAGGAGCUAAAAUAUCUGAAAACCUGCAAAUUCACGUGUCUUCUUCAGAAAAUGGACAGAAUGAAGACCUAACAAGUAACGAUCCGUUAAGCGAGCUGAUUGAGGAUGCUGAUAUAGAUCUGGAAACAAAUCUCUCUGAUCAAGAUGAAUCCUUCAUGGAAAGUAAUGGACAUCCUCCUGUAAGAUCUUCUCUCCUGGUAUCUGGUCCAUCUUUAGAUCAGAUCAGUCAGGACAGUCUACUAGAGGACAGCAUGUCUACCACUGUUCCAACUGUAGACAACGCAGCUGAGACACCAGACUCUUUAGACUCUCUUGACAUCCAUAGAUUGGGAGAGCAAGGAGAGGAGCUGAAUGCUCAGGUUCCUCAAGACAAACUUCAGCCUCCGUAUAAAAUAUCAGACAGUGGAUACGAGACCGAAAACCUGGAGUCUCCUGAGUGGAACUCUCAGCCAAACGUUGAAGACAGCUCUCCUGUAAAAAAUGGCAUCAGCAUUACCAAAGAAGAAGAGUCAGAAGAGCUCACAGCUUCUGCAAACUUGGUUCCACCAAGAAUAAUAAUCUCUGAAGCAGAGGGUGUGUUGGAGACUCCCAGUGAGGAUCAGCAGUCAGAUCAUGUAGCUCCUGCAGAGGAACCACUUAUAAGUAGCAAUUAUCGGGACUCUGCUUACUUCUCUGACAAUGAAUCAGAAACCGAAAAGAAGUCUGAAGAGCCGACGGCAGGAAACACUGUUGAAGUCACGUGGCUGAGGAGCUCUGAAGGCCGGACUCUGGAACACUACAAGGAAAGAGAUGUUGAUGCUUUAUUUUCUCAGCAAGAACCUUCUGUAGCUGCUGAUUCUGAAGCUGCUCAUUCUGAAGCUCAUUCUGAGCUCGGAGGGACAGCCAAUAUCUGUGUUGAGGACAUACUUCCAGAGAUGGUUUCAAAUAUGACGGAGAAACAUCAGAGCGCGGUGACAGGAUCCAUCGACAGCCACAGGAAAGAUGCAAACAAGCCAAAGCUCCUCGACACAAUUCCAGAUCAGUUGAGUCCGUCAGAAGAUCCAGAAGCCACAACUCUGCCGUCUGCUGCCACAUCGAACCCGGCACUGGAGGGCGCAGUUCACGCUAAACUGACCAGGACGUACGCCACAGACCGCCAUAAAAUCAAAGAGCCGGACGUGGAGGGGCGAUACCUGGGCAGGCGGGACGGAUCGGAUUUGGACGGACUGGAAGAUGGCGUGGACGCCGACGAGGAGGACGAGAACAGUGACGACUCUGAUGACGACAUGCGUGCGUAUCAGCUGCACAGCUCCAGCUCGGAAAGCGAGGAUGAAACCGUGCACCCGGUGCCGAUCAUCAUAUCAGACGACAGCAGCGCAAAGAACCUGAAGAGCUUGUUGAAACCCACUACGCUGGACGUUAAUGCAUCAUCUCUCCAGUUUUCUGAGAGGAGCAGUGUCAAGAACUCCAGAAGAGCUGUGUCCUUCUUCGAUGAUGUCACAGUCUACCUAUUUGACCAGGAGACCCCCACUAAGGAACUUAGUGACCACUCGUCAGGCUUGAGCAGUCAGACUCCGGAGUUCAGCAGUCCUGUGUCCACAUCCAGCUACCUGAACCGCUUUGUUAACUCUGAAAGCUCAACAGAUGAAGAAGGUGGUGGUUUCGAGUGGGAUGAUGACUUCACCCCCCACGCUCCAGCCUUCCUGCCCAAGACGGAUAAAGAGCCCGUCUCUAAGGUGGUUUCUUCUACGACCCCUGCAGUCCGGCGAGUGCUGGAGCCCAGCUGGAGCAGCUCCUCCACUUACUCCCGGUUCUCCAUCUCACCAGCAAGUAUCGCCAGCUUCUCUCUCACACACCUCACCGACUCCGACAUCGAACAAGGAGGAAGCAGCGAGGAUGGAGAAAAAGACUAGACUGAUAAAUGACAGUUUGUCACGACACUACUGAGUAACGACGCUGAGCCCGACCUCGUUGGGAACGGCAGAAUGAAAGCACGGUUUGUGGGCGCUCCUGUCAGGCAGAAAACUUUUUCGUCAGAUCGCACGGACGAGGCCCAGUCCGGUUCUGAGCCACACGCCCUCUCCAGCUGCAGCUUGGAAGAAACAAUUCUAAGAAUGCAAGGAGCUUUAUUUAAAUCCUCAUCAUUCCAGGUGUGUGGCUGCUGCUUUUUGUUGCCUCUUUCCACAACGCUUGCCUCACCAAAAAAACAAAAAGAUGAAGAAAAUGCAAAUAAAAACAAACGACUCUAUGUUGUGGAUGAAUAAAUCCAUCACUGCUGGUAAUCACUACAAACAGGAAUAAGCUCCUUCAUCUCAGCAG
Molecule: messenger RNA, 5378 nt
Organism: Nematolebias whitei (Rio pearlfish)
Lineage: Eukaryota; Metazoa; Chordata; Actinopteri; Cyprinodontiformes; Rivulidae
Gene: lmtk2
Product: lemur tyrosine kinase 2
Exons: 14
Coding region: 413-4972 (1519 amino acids)
Biological process (GO): protein phosphorylation
Molecular function (GO): protein kinase activity; ATP binding
Source: RefSeq, a predicted model, not a curated record